CUUAUAUACAUAUAUAUGUCAGACCAUGUUUUCAACAUCAAAAGUCAAGCAAAGUAAUAUAGUAUAAAGUGUAUUUAAAAUACUAAGAAUUCAAUAAAUUAACGUAACACAAAAAUCUAAAGCAUAUGAUUUUUAAUAGCUAUAUUUUAUAAAAUAUAAUUUGUGUGAUUUGAUGAGAAUGGAAGUAAAGAUACAGAACAACCGUUUCUCAUCCUUCAUGUUUCUUCUUCUUCCUCUCAUUUCAUUGCUUCUCCUCCAAGCAAUAAUAACAGCAUUGGGCGCAAGUGAUCUUGGAACAGACAAACAAGCCCUUUUGGAUUUUGCUAAUACCCUUCACAAUGCUCCCCGUGGACGUCUGCGAUGGACCUCCACGGGGGCGGCGGGCGCCGGCCCAAUCUGCACCUCAUGGGCCGGCGUGACCUGCAGCUCGGACCGAAGCCGGGUCGUCGAGCUACGACUUCCCGGCUUCGAGCUCCGCGGCACCAUUUCGGGAAACACUACCAUCGGGAGGCUCGACGCGCUCGAGAGGCUCGACCUCAGGAACAACUCCCUGUUCGGGGCUAUACCGCCGAACCUCAACUUCCCGCGCCUCAGGCAUCUGAACCUGAGCGGGAACCGUUUCAGUGGGCCCAUCCCCCAGUCACUCACAGGGUUUCCUCCUACGUCGUUCGGAGGAAACCCUUUGCUGUGUGGGCCCCCACUGGCACACCAGUGUGGUGGCCUGGAUCUUGAUCUUAUCGAGACCAACGUCGUAUCACCAUCAACCGGUCCAUUGGGUCGCCGGUCGUUAAAGUCCAAGAAAAAGAAGGGACUUAGCAAGAAAACUAAACGUGUUCUUAUUAUUAUAUCAGUUGUAAUUCUGAUAUUAUUGGCAUUUCUUUGCCUCGCUCGUGAUAUGUUAAAAAGGUGUCGUCAGUAAUUUGUUUCAAAAAAUAAAUAUGUGAGAAUGUCGAUGACUAAUAAAUGUCUAAAUCAUUAUUGUAAUUAAGGAUACGUUGAGUUUAUGUAUUCAAAUCAAUAAAAUCAUGCAUAAGUGUUACAUAUUUGAAUAAUUGAAUUGAUCGUGA
Messenger RNA from Cuscuta campestris, 1067 nucleotides. Lineage: Eukaryota; Viridiplantae; Streptophyta; Magnoliopsida; Solanales; Convolvulaceae. The record is from the annotation of a GenBank genome assembly.